AUGCUGCUCUCGGCCGGAUUUUGCAUACCUGCGAUACUGUCCCUGAUCUUCACCUGGGAUAAGAUUCUGGAGAUCAACUGGAAGAGACGACGUCACGUGGAGCCGCUAGACACUCGGAUCGAGGGCGCCAACAUGACGGUUGGAGAGUUGAAAGGCAUCAACAACGUCGUGAGAAAGUUCUUGAGUGUCAUAGAGAUCCCCUUAUUUGGCGGGGUGAUCAUCACAAUCAUUGGGGUUGGCGAAGCAAAUUUCUUCAGUCCUCAGGUGCGGUAUAUGACGGAACCUAUGGCUUCGAUUGGGCAAUGGUCACCCAUAGCUGGAACAAUCUUGGCCGCACUUGGCUCUCUAUAUAUCCUGUGGUCGACUGGUGGUGAUGAGGCUCCGCAGGAGAAGCAUGUGGACCAUUGUGAGAACUCUGGCUCAUCGCGCCCCAGUCGCAGUAGCGAGCGACGACCAUCUCCCCGGCCUCCUUCCUCCACCUACUUCAGCCCCAAGGGUACUUCAGAGAAUGGCUUGGGCAUACGCUCAGAGUCGCCCAAUGCUAUUGAACUGAUCCCGACUAUCACGCAUCCCGGCUCCGAAUACCCUCAACCGAGCCCUACUUCUCACGAUGAUCAACAAGAGAAUACCCAAGCUGAUCAGCCGACAGCCGGUAGAAACGUUGUGCGCAAAUGGCUGACGUCUGCUGGCAAUUACCUGGGCGAUGCUGCGCAUGAGAAGCUCGAUACAGAUCAUGUCGGCAAUGACGAAGACACUCAUAGGUUUCCCGAAGUUCCUGGCGAGAUCCUACGAAAUCCCGAUCUAGAGAGGAUCAGUCGCACGUACAGUAAGCUCCGAGAAGAGAGGGAAAACAGCGUAUAUGCGGCAAGCAUUGCAUCUACAUCAGGUAUCGAGGGCAGUGCAUCUCCGCCACCUAUACAGGAUUCGCCGCGUCCCGAUAUCAGCCCUGUCCGACGACCAGAACGAAGGGCUACGCUAGAAGUACCAAAGGAAGUGCAUCGUAGAAGCGAGAGCCAUUGA
Alternaria ethzedia is the source of this 1020-nucleotide messenger RNA. RefSeq lists its product as uncharacterized. Lineage: Eukaryota; Fungi; Ascomycota; Dothideomycetes; Pleosporales; Pleosporaceae. The record is from RefSeq and is a predicted model, not a curated record. Bases 1 to 1020 code for a protein of 339 amino acids. The transcript is spliced from 2 exons.